Ectocarpus sp. CCAP 1310/34 is the source of this 1229-nucleotide messenger RNA. The record is from the annotation of a GenBank genome assembly. Lineage: Eukaryota; Phaeophyceae; Ectocarpales; Ectocarpaceae.
AUGGGAGGCAACAAAAAGAAAGCAAAUACGCAAAACCAAAAUCAGCAACAGCCGCCGAAGUCGCAACGCUCUGAUGCUGCUACAGCCGCAGCAAAGCCCGCCGCUAAGCCCGAAAAGGGACAGCAUAAGGCGAGGCGCGCUGGACAGAAUGCUGGUGCUUCCGCGGGCUUAGCAACCCCGUCGAGCACAAACAGCAGCAGCAUCGGCUCCUUCGGUCCUCUUGCCGACGGAGAUGAGAGCCAUGCGGACAACGACAGCAGUGAUGCUGAGUCUGCUCACGACGAUAACAUCGGGAGUCGAACCGACGACGACGUCCACACCGGCAACGGUGAUGGACGCGCGUGGGGGGAAGUCGAUGACGACGACGUAGACGGACAUGACUACGACGACGGCCUCGCGCAGGAUAUCCUGCGGGACCGCGCGAAAGCACCCCGUCAACCGGGCGCGUCGCUCCUGUCGAGCGGCAGCCCACUCGAGUCAGUUCUGGUCGCUGAGGUCCAGAAAGCAGCGAAGGCCGGGGAGGAGCCCCCAGCCUGGGUCAUCAAGAUGCUCAUGCCAGGCGCCGGCCACCAGAACGACAUAGAGAAGGUGAACCCGAGAUCGCUUGCCCAGGAUCUAGCAGCAGAAAAUAGUUCUAGCAGGCGCACCCCAAGUGUUCCGCAAAUUUCUUCUGCUCAUCAGAACACAACAAUUUCACACAAUACCCCGGACAACCUCAACGCGGUAAACCAAAAACCAAUGAGCCAGCACGACACGAUUCACUUUGAAGGCUACCGACCUUCCGCCUGACCUAAAGCUCGAAGGUCUGCCUCACGAAGAUGUUCCGGAAAAAAUGGCCCUUUACAGAGCACACAUCGGGCUAUUGUCCGCCGACAACGUCUCUCAAAGCACAAUCGAUCACCGUGCAAUCAGACACCUCCCACUUUUCGUACGAGGUACUGCAGCUCAAAGCCUCAGCCUCAUGCUUAGCUCAUCACUCGAAUGGCGACCACCAGCCCAGCUGCAUGCGUUGCGUGCGCGUGGGGAGGCAAUCCGAAUCUCACCUCCGAAAACAUGGAAAGAGUGGGUCACCGCUUUCACUACUUCGUUCGCCCCUGCCAACAGAAUCGCUCUUCUUGCACGUGAUGUCAUGACAUUGGAAGCAAAGAGUAGCGAAUCCGUUGACGAGUUUGCGCUCAGAGUAACCCGCACGUACGCCAGGCUUUUAGCAGAAGCCGAACGCACAGCUC